UUAAGAUAAUGGAUGCCAUCACAUACAGUGAACAUAUAUACGCUUAAACCGCAAUUUUAGCAGAAUGUAUUAAGCCUAUCCUGCUUUGCUAUAUAGAGAUAUAUCAUAAUGAGAUAAUAGAUUAAAAUAAUGAAAUAAAAACUCAGUUGGGUACACAUUUGCUGUUAUAAUUUAACCCUGGAGAACCCAGGAAAAUCCAAAAACCCAUUCAUUCUAUUGAACAAAUUUGAUUCUCCAGGGUUAAUAUCUUAUAUUAAUGACUUUUUUUUAUAAAUUUGAUUUAUGGAAGCACAGUUUUAUGUGGCGGAACUGGGCUUCCAUAAUAAUGACUACUGUUUUACUUAAAUACAAGGUUGUAAGCUAUGUGUACUCGUAUAGUAUAGCACAAAACCUGUGUUCAUUCUGAUAUUUCAUUCAUACAGUAGAUUUAAGUACUACACAGUAAUUGUGCUGAAUACUGCAAAAAAGAGUUUGAUUCCUUCAAACAUGCACGAUAUUACUUACUGUAAUAUCUUCUUGAUAAUCUGUGUUGUUUGUGCUUUGGGGUAUACUGUAUGUGCGUUUGUUGUUACUGUGAGGACAUUAAAAAGCCACAAGUAAAUCAUUUUACACUAGGGAACAGCCUCUCAACAUACACAAGUGAACAAACUGAAUAAAUGAUGUGAUAGAUCGCACUAGCUCUGGGCUCUGUGGAUAAAGGCAUGUCAAAUUUUCUUGUGACAGUUGGCCUGUGCAUAAAAACCAGAUCUCUUUGGUCUUUAUUUGUAACUAUGUUAUGUAAAGAUUCUUUUUAGAUAUUACGCAUUGCUGCUGUGUGCGUGUGCAUAUCAUUGUGUGCGUAUGUCUUCUUAAUUCCCGAAUUUCUUACAUCAGGCCACUUUGUAUUGAGGUCAUGCUUACAAUACAUGAUGUCACAGGUUUGGUCUUUAUGAUAUAUUUUUACUUUAUGGACUGGAAGAACGAUAUUAUAAAACAUAGAAACCCAGAGUGCAUCGAAAUAUAAAUAAAAAGUUUGUAUUCAAUGCACACUGAGAGAUGUAGCCUCAAACAACAAUGCAGGAUUGUAUUCUCAUGUGUUCUCAUGUGAAUACACGUAAUGCCAGAAUGUGUUAAAUGUGCAUAUAUUAUUAUUAUUGAGCCCACAUACAUCUGUCAAAUAUCUUGCCAAGUGCUAUCUUUUGUGUCCAAUAAAAGCGUGGCCCAUGGUGUGACACGUUGAAAGAUAUUGCCCAGUUGCAUUAUUAGUUAUGGGCAGGGGUGUAGCAGCCAAUUUAAAAGUGUGAGUGGGGUGGCAGCUGUAUGGUGAUGUGACCCAAAGCUGAUGUUCAUAAUAAUAAAAUCCAAAUAGAAUACCAAUUGGCAUUUUGCAGCACCCUAGUGGCAAUUUUGAGAACAUGCCAUGAUAUCUUACAGGAACCUAUUUUUGGGAAAUCAUACUCAAAAUUUAAAAAUACUACAGGACUUUGAGACCAACGUGAGACCGUCUUUAUUUUUAUGAAAUAAAGAUAUUUUAUGAUAUUUACAAUAUUUCAGUUAUAGUCUACUUACAGUGUGUGUUUGAAAAAGGAUGUAAUUUGAUGUAAUUGCUUUUUUCUGGCGUGCAUUUUAUCACAGACGGCCUAAUAGCAAAGUGAAUGAACGAACGAAAAUUUACAAGAGCAACAAGAGAUUUGAAGCACAUAGCAGAUGCGCCCAAGAGAUGAUUCGCUCUGUGAUUGGCGGAAUUUUAGUUCACUCAAAUCUAAGAACAAAUCAGAGAACACUGCCGAAAAUAUUCACGCUGGAUCUGGCAGUCCUGCCAACGACGCUUUAGAAAAAGUGUAGUGGAUGCUCUGACGAUUGAAUGCAUUCGCUGGAAUCCUGUAAAGCCGAGGUUUCCGCCUUCCGCUUGGUUGUAGCCGAGCAUUUCCGCCUUCCGAUUGGUUGCCGCCGAACAGUGUCAUAGCUCAUACCAUAAAGUUUAGCUGAUUUCAACUCUCCUCGACGCUUGCCAGAGCUUGCCGCCAGCUCUCAUUGAAAAGGAAUGACUUCCGGCCACUUUGACACUCUCGCCGGUGGCGGUGUGAACACAAGUGUGGGGGACAUGUCCCCCCGUCCCCCCCAGCAGCUACGCUCUGGUUAUAAGUGCAAAAACAGAACUGGCUGCAGCUUUAUAUGAAUUGUCAUGAGUUAAUUUCCCACCAGUGAUUUCACCUGCUUAACCAUUAUAUCUGAAUCUAAAAAGGACCACGGUAAGUCACCUUUAAGAAUAUUUACGAAGGUAAGGAUAGAGGAAACGGUGCCUGUAAAUGUUUUCCCCUAGGGCCUGAUGUAUUUGCAGCUGUCUUGUGACUAAAGUUUUUUAUUUAUUAUUAUUUAUUGCAUUGAGAAUUUUUUUAUGUUUUUAGUUUUUUCAUAUUAGAGCUGCGCGAACUGUAUUAUUAUAAAAAUCCUUAGUACCCUAAUUGUAAAAAACCAAGUAAUGGUCGAGUCUCGUGUUAUAUUAUGGUUGUUCUGCGCCCUCUGGUGGACAAAAUAAUAAUUGCAGCAGACUGUAUUCUUGUUUAGUUUUAGUGUGGGCGGUCCUGGGUUGUAGCUAAAAGGGAUACAGUUACUGCCAAAAUCUCGUGAAAUCUCACAGGAUAAACGCUGUUUUCAUCCUAAUCCUAUCCAUAAACUAAGCAUUUAAAAUGAUUUAGGCCAUAGCUGUAGCCUAACUGGCCAGGACAGCUGUUUUUGAUCAUAAUUCUACCCCCAACAACCUUAAACCAACAUCUCGCGAGAUUUGGCCAUAGCUGUAUCCCCUCUAGCCAGAACCGCGAUCCUGCGGUGUUUCUUUUACUUUCUCUACAUCACUUCCUUCUGUACUAGUCCUACAUGCAUUGCUACAGUAUCGUAUACUGGCGGGAGAUUUGGAGAGAAGCGUUUCUGUAAUGCCGUGUCAUACACAGAAACAUACAAAUACUUGAAGACAGUCCACUUUUUGACAGGUUUAAUGGGAUUCAGCGCACAAAUGGACCCGUUAGACUUUCUAACAAAUGAAGAUUUGUUAUUGUUUUUCCGUCGCAAGAAAACGGAAAUGUCCUGCAUUGAUCAGCCGCACACUUUCCUCACCCAGCUUCGGGAUUAUGACCUCCUCCCUGAGAAACUUUAUAAGAAGUUAAAAACGACGCGUUCUCGUGAACAAAAACAGAAGGGUGUCUAUGAGGUUUUGGACUGUAUUGAGAAAGAGAAUCCUAAUCAUAUGCUUCAGUUCUGGAGAUGUGUGUUUAAAGACCAUAUUUUGCAGCAGUAUCCCACAAUACGCUUGCUCAGAAACAGCCUGCUGGACGGAAGCUUCAAAUUCUAUGAGGAACCUUCUCAUGCUGAAGUAUUACCUGAGACUGAGAAGAAUGAGGGGACGCAGGAGAAAGCAAAGAAGGCAAAAAAGAGAAAGGUAGAUGAUGCAAGUGGUGAGGAUAGUGAUAGUCCAGGUCCUUCAUCUUCCUCCAAGCCCGCUCGAAAGAAAUUAAGCAAGAAACUCUCCUUCUCAUCUCCUGUAAAGAAAGGAGACAGUCAGGAGAUUUGGAAGUGGCCUAUUUAUAAAACUCAGCUGCCUGUAACCUGUGGCACACAAGAGGGCAACCUUCAUCGGGACAAGCUGGCCAAAGGGGAGAAGUGCAUUUUUGCACAGAAACGCUGGUUCAGUCCAUCUGGUUUUGAACAGUUUGGAGGAAAAGAAAGGUGCAAAAACUGGAAACAGAGUAUUCGUUGCAGGAAAACACCACUUAAGAAACUCAUUGAGGAGGGGCAUCUUCAGUGUCCACCGAUUGAGAGAAGAAAACGUACAUGUGUCUUAAACACCACACCAGUGCGGCUUUCUGACAGCUCAGCAGAAAACUCCAGCACCAACUCUAGUGAAACCAGUCCUGGGACAGAGGAGGAAAGAGACGCUGAGGAUUUCGAAGAGCAAGGAGGAAUGGAGUUUAGAGAGAGAGUAGAGGAAGAAGAGGAAGAAGACAUGGAAGAUCUUUCUGUCUUUCAGACUCCCUCUUUGCCAGUCACCUGUGUUUCACUAAGUGCGACUCUACACAAAUAUCGGUUUGCAUCAGGUUUGCGUGGGAAAUGUAUACGUACCGAUGAAAGCUGGCUCACUCCUGAAGAGUUUGUCAAACAGGAGACAACUCUCACUGAUCCAAACUGGAGAAGAGAUAUAAUGUGCCAUGGCAAAACUCUUAACUUCUUAUUGAAGAAAGAUAUUCUGCGCAUCCAUUCACUCCUUUGUGAGUGUGAGAAAUGCAGUGAUCAAGAACAUGACCUGUCAGAACAGAGAAAUGAUGACGUGUGUUAUGAGUGUGGCUCUGACGGAGAUCUUGUGUGCUGUGAUGAGUGUCCACGAGCUUUUCAUUCACAAUGUCACCUGCCAGCUGUAAACGAAGAUUCAACUGGAGAAUGGAUGUGCACUUUCUGUGUACUGAGGACCAAUCAACAGUGGCGUAACUCCAGUCACAUAACUGAAGAAGAAGCUUUGAAACUUCCAGUGUCCUCCCAGUAUAGACUGUACUGCGACUACCUGCUGUUAUAUAUGUACAGAGAGGACCCCCAGCAUGUGUUUGUAAAGGACCCCCGCAAAACAGUGCGGCGAUAUGCUGAGUUUGUAACUCAUCCCAUGUGGCUGGACAGAAUAAAGCUGAAGCUGGAAGCUAAGGAUUAUCACACUGUUGGAGACUUUGUGUCGGAUAUUCAGCUCAUCUUUAGCAACUGCAGGACAUUUAACCGGGACAAUGAUUUUGGCAAAAUGGGGGCCAGACUGAAGGAUUUGAUAGACAGGGAGUUUAAGAAAGUCUUCUCUAUCCAAUAACAUUUCUCUUUUUAUCUCUCGUAUCGUUUUUAAAGAAAAUAUGCUACUAUUCUCCUUCCUUAUGCAUUAUGAUGUUAUGGCAUUUUCAUCAUGACUUAAAGACUUUUUUCACAAACUCUUGUUUGUAUAGACUGUAUUCAAAUCACAAUGAAAGAAAUUUGAUUUAUCGCUUUAUACUUUAUCAUUUCACUGUUGCACUGUAAAACUUGUUUUAAUCAUUCCACAAUAGAUUUGUUUUAAUCUUUUAAAUUGUUUAUUUUUGUCCAGAUAAUGUUUUGGUUUUUGAAACAAUCAUCUUUAUUUAUUAAAUUCUGUGCACCUUAAACCAGUAAGACAAAGUAUUUUGACAAAAUAUAACACGCUUCUCCUUUAAGAAAUAAACCUGAGUAAGCAGAUCUAACGUUUAAAGGGAUUGUUCACCCAAAACUGAACAUUCUGUCAUCAUUUACUCACCCUCAUGUUGUUUUAAACCUGUAUGAGUUUAUUUAUUCUGUUGAACGCAAAAGAAGAUAUUUUGACAAAUGAUAGUAAGAUCACAGUAGAAAAAACACAUACUAUGGAAGUCAAUGGGUACCAUCAACUGUGUGCUUACCAUCAUUUAAUAAAAUAUCACAUUUUGUGUUCAACAGAAUACAGAAAUUCAUAAAAAAACAAUAUAAGGUUGACUAAUGAUGACAGAAUUUUCAUUUCUGGGUGAACUAUCCCUUUAGGUGUUAAUCGUAAUCACUCUUAAAAAAAUAAAGGUGAUUAAAAGGUACUUACAGCGAUGCCAUAGAAGAACCAUUUUUGGUUCCUCAAAGAACCAUUUAUCCAAAAGUUCUUAACUCUUUCCCUGGCAUUGACGAGUUAAAUCGUUAAUUAAGAGAAAAUAGUUCCCUGCCAGUGACGAGUUUUUCUGACAAUCCGUAUUUUCGCUAUUAUCCACCAGAGGGCACUCUUACCCAACUUAUACAACCCGAAAGCAACCCCUCACUUCAAACAAUUCAAACUCAGUGCAAGUCUUUCACAAAAAUGCAAUUACUUAAUUAUUUAAAAAACAACAUUUUCUGGAAGGCAUUAAAGUUUUGUGAAAAUUAUAAAAAAAAUGCUGCCGCUGGCGGGGAAAGAGUUAACUUAUUCGCUGCCAGCCUUUUUUUAAAAGGUUGCCCGCCAGCAUUGUGAUUUUCACAAAAGUUUCACAAAAUUCCUUGCAAACAAAAUGAGGAAAAAAACUUGCAUCCUAUAUUUACUUUUUUAUUUAAUUUUACCACUGAAAUAUGGAUUUCUGUUCAAAAAAUAAAAAAAUUUGAGCAAAAAGCUUUAAAAAUUGCAUUUUUGUAAAGGAAUUUAUGUUAGAGAUCAGACUCAAAACGAUUAUCAAACAAACAUGCAGUUUAAAAUUCAUUAAAUCAUUUUUGCUUCAGUUUUUUAUAAAUUGGGUAUUUUCAUAGAAAUUCAUCAAAAAGGCAUAUUUAUCAGGUAAAUAUUAACUCAUAAUUGACAAGAUAACUCCUCAAUGGCGGCAAAGAGUUAAAAGAAGCAUGUCUUUAUACAUUUUUAUAAUCUGAAGAUGUUAAAGGUGCUUUUAUAAGAACCAUUUAGACAGAAAAGGUUCUUCUAUGGCAUUAUGAAGCAUCUUUAUUUUUAAGAGUGUCCUCAGACUAAUUUUUAUUGCUUGCAUUCUUACAAAACUUGUUUACAUUUGAAAAUUAUUUCAAUCACCUACAAUCUAUGUAUAUAAAAUUAAAGGUUUUUAUAUUGUAUUUUAUAUAACUUUGUUUUUGAGUGUUCAUUGAAAAUAAAAAUAAAAAUGAUAUAAGGUUCGGCAACAAACAAACACAAGGAGAUGUUACUAGUAAAAAAAAUUAAAAUAACCACACAUUACAACUAAGGUAUACAGAACAGCAUCUCAACAAACUUCUAUAGUACAAUAACAAUGUAUGUGCCAUACAAUAAUUAUUUGAUAAAUCUGUUAGGUUAGGGUAAGGGCACAAUGACAAUGUUAUUGAAAGUGAAAUUGA
This is a messenger RNA of Paramisgurnus dabryanus, 6819 nucleotides long. RefSeq lists its product as uncharacterized. Gene Ontology annotation, cellular component: nucleus. Gene Ontology annotation, molecular function: DNA binding; DNA-binding transcription factor activity, RNA polymerase II-specific; protein binding. The record is from RefSeq and is a predicted model, not a curated record. Lineage: Eukaryota; Metazoa; Chordata; Actinopteri; Cypriniformes; Cobitidae. Gene Ontology annotation, biological process: regulation of transcription by RNA polymerase II.